Molecule: messenger RNA, 1270 nt
Organism: Aethina tumida (small hive beetle)
Lineage: Eukaryota; Metazoa; Arthropoda; Insecta; Coleoptera; Nitidulidae
Exons: 4
Coding region: 76-1182 (368 amino acids)
Source: RefSeq, a predicted model, not a curated record
UUGAUUGAUUGAUGAAAUUUUGGCAAGUUGUUCGAUUUGAUUGAUUUUUGAGUCGAUGUCAAAUUAUGUACUCAAAUGCGUAUCCUGAUAUUCUUGUCAGUCAUAAUUUCAAUCCAAUCGAGUCUCCCAAAUAAAGAAACCAAUCCAGAUUUGUUGGCUCGAGCCAAACGUAAUUUUCAAAGACGGCAAAGAAGAUUCGUUUUGGAACAGGGCGUCAGCCCGGACCUUCAAUCGUUCAUAAACAGUUUCCAAUCUAUCAAACGCAGCAAACGCACCGAUUUCGACAAGAGUCACAUGUAUGUGAUCAAAGACGGAGAAGUUGUACCGCUCGCGGACGUCCAUGUUCCGGACAUAAGUUCUCUGACAUCCAACUCAGAUUCACAGGACAAAGAAACGACAAAAAUCAGUCAGGUACCGAUCGCACCUGCUGCGAUUGCAGCCGUGGAGAACGUGCAGAACUUCCCGCCUCAUGAAAAUAUUUCCAACGCCAGUAAACCUUGUCCUGGAACAUCCGAUUUGAUUUCCAACAACAGUGUUAACAAUUCUACAAAUGGCACCACUAAUGGAGCUCUUGGUAAAAUGGCUCAAGAUUUUACGGUAUUACCGCUUGUAGUGCCCUUAGGAGACGACGGUUCUGGCCACAUGGGGAACGCAAAAGAUGAUUUAAUCAUAGAUCGAAUACUGGAAGAUGUGGAAGGCUUGGCCCAAAUGAAACACAGCAAAUCAUCCAAAUUUUCCGGAAUUGAUGGAUCAGCUUGCAACGCAACUGGUUCAUGGAUUAGCACAGCUGGUGGUAUGGAAUUAACGAUACCUUUAACUGAAGGUAACGAGACGAAAAAAGUGGAGUUACGGAAGACAAUUUCGCCGUUGUCUUCGCCUGGUUUUCUACUUGAAGGCGGGUGGAGUUUGAGUGCUCAAUUACCGUUCCAGCAUUCGUCGAUUGUGUUGCUUCUUGGUACUAGGAAGGAGGGAAAAAAAAUAGCUACGUUUAUAGGAGAAUGUAAGGUUUGUGGAGGUAGCGAAAUGAUUUCCGGCGAUUGGAUGAUUGGAAGGGCAUCGUCGGAUUGCAAGGAUCAAAAGGCGGCGCAUUCAAUGUUAAGUGACGUUUUAAGAAAGGACAAUGUUCAACAACUGCAUGAGAGCCACAUGAAAGAAUUAGGAAAAACUAAUCCUUCUAUAUAACUAUUUAUAACAUUACUAUAGAUUUUAUAUUUAUAUUUAUUUUAGAUUAUACAUUAAAUGUAAAAUAUUUUAUUGCUUUGUUAAACAA